AGACUGUACCCACCAUAUAUAUAUAAUAAACCAAUAAUACAGUCUUAAGUCAUCAGAUGCCGCUGCGCACUCAUUACGAGAGAGUUUCCAAUUUAUUAUAAAACUUUGAUUUCAUUAAACAAUAACUCUUCAGUGAUUUGUUAGACAAGAGACCACAGCUAUCUCUUCUGUGUUACCACGCCACAAAAAUGGAGAUUAACGGGUCGAGGGAAUGGAACUUCCGUGUGGAGGAAGAAGAGCAAGGCAACGCCGCCUCAGCCGUCACUGUCCGAGGAGUUCUCAAUUUGUUGUUCCAAAAUAUCAGAAAAGAUGAUAAUAACAAACCUGUGGAUGUGGUCAUCCCUCUUGGCCAUGGUGACCCUUCUAACUUCCCUUCCUUUCGCACUGCAGCCGCCGCCGAAGAUGCCGUCGUCCACGCCCUCCGUUCCGCCAAGUUUAACUCCUAUUCCUCCACCAAUGGUCUACCAUCGACUCGAAGGGCUAUUGCAGAGUAUCUAUCCGAUGAUCUUCCAAACAAGUUAACCCCGGAUGAUGUUUUUGUCACACUUGGCUGCAUACAAGCUAUAGAAAUGGUAAUAACAGCUCUUGCCCGUCCUGGUGCCAAUGUUCUGUUUCCGAGGCCAGGAUUUCCAUACUAUGAAGCCCGGGCUGCGUUUUGUAAGCUUGAAGUUCGUCACUAUAACCUUAUUCCCGAACAAGGUUGGGAGGUUGAUCUUGAACAUGUUGAAGCUCUUUCGGAUGAGAACACUGUUGGCAUGGUCAUGAUAAACCCUGGCAAUCCCUGUGGAAGCGUCUACACAGCCCAGCAUUUGGAGAAGAUUGCAGAGAUGGCAAAGAAGCUUAGAUUUGUUGUGGUUGCUGAUGAAGUUUAUGCGCAUAUUUGUUUUGGAAGUACUCCAUUUGUUCCCAUGGGAGUUUAUGCAUCCGUUGCACCUGUUCUAACGCUCGGUUCUAUAUCAAAGAGAUUAUGUGUGCCUGGUUGGCGUCUUGGUUGGAUAGUGACAAAUGAUCCUCAUGGCAUCCUUAAAAAAUCCGGGCUAACCAGGAAAAUGAUCAAUUGUCUCGAUGUCUCAGCUGAUCCUGUGACCUUCAUUCAGGGUGCAAUUCCUGAUAUGCUUCAGAAUACUACUAAGGAAUACUAUUCAAAAAUUGUUGCGAUAGUCAAAGAAACAGCAGAGACAUGUUACUCUAAAAUAAAAGAUAAUCCUGUCAUUGAUUGUCCACACAAGCCAGAAGGUUCGAUGUUUGUGAUGGUAAAGCUAAAUGUUUCUUUGUUGGAUGACAUAAAUGAUGAUUUGGAGUUCUGUAUCAAGCUUGUCCAAGAAGAAUCAGUCAUAGUUAUGCCUGGGGUAGCAUUGGGGAUGAAGAAUUGGCUGCGAAUCACUUUUGCCAUCGAACCUUCACUUCUUGAAGAUGGUCUUCAAAGGAUAGAAGCCUUUUGCCAAAGGCAUGCAAAGAAGCAAUAAGAGUUUAUUGAAUGCUUCUUGAAAAUGCUGGUGGGCUGGGAGGCUAACAGUUUAUGUUAACCAGAAAGUUAUCAGCUUAAGUAAUAAAAUAAAAUCGUAGUCCCGCUCUCUUUGAAUAAAAGAAGGAUUGUUUGAGAUGAUCAAUGUUUUGUUGAUUCUCAUUCAUGUGUGUUGUAAUCUAGGAUCUCCAACUUCUUGUUGGAUAUCAAUAUGUUCGUAUUAUGUAGUAGCAGAUUUACAACUUUGUGUUGGAUCUCAUGCUCUUGGGAUUAUUGGAGCUCUACAACUCUGUGCAAGUGACAAUUCUUAAGCUCGAUGGAGCCAUGUUACUUUUUAGAUGAUCCAAUAUUUUUGAGAUCAUUACCUUUCAAUGAUCUCAUGCUACCUGUUGUUUGUAACAAUUCCUUAAAUCUUAAUAAAGUUCUAGUGUUACAUGAAA
This is a messenger RNA of Humulus lupulus (European hop), 1905 nucleotides long. Its product is annotated as tyrosine aminotransferase-like. The record is from RefSeq and is a predicted model, not a curated record. Bases 189 to 1466 code for a protein of 425 amino acids. Lineage: Eukaryota; Viridiplantae; Streptophyta; Magnoliopsida; Rosales; Cannabaceae. Gene Ontology annotation, biological process: amino acid metabolic process; biosynthetic process. The transcript has 7 exons. Gene Ontology annotation, molecular function: transaminase activity; pyridoxal phosphate binding.